ACACACACACAUACGCGUGUCCGCAUACAGGGCACACGCGCGCGCAACGUACACACGAGGGCGGUCGCGCGCGCGCGCACGCAGCACGCGCGCGUCGUACGCACCGCUCGCGCGCGCGACGCGUCGCAUCGCGCAGCGGAAGGAGCGGCGAAGGAGCUUUCGGCACGAGAGAGUCGCACGGAGUCGCAACGGCGAGGGCCGAGCUUGCGAGCGUAUCGUAGUGCGCGUAAGCUUGCGGAGCAGAGUCGAAGCGGACGGGCGAGGAGGAAGAUUGAGCUCCUAACGGCGGAGCUUGCGGAGACGCGCUAGCUCCUCGGACAUCUCCGUCGUGGAAGCUCUCAGGAGCUGGAGCUGGGGCUCUCUCGGGCUCAGUCUACAAUCGGUGACACGUCGGCACGACGUGAGGAGCGAGCGUGCGUGAAGCUUGACAGGCUGGAUGCGUCGCGGCGGCAACACGCGCGGUGCUUGCGCAAGCUGCUGUCGCAUGUGUCGGUGAGGCAACUUCGUGCUUACGCUCCGACGGGCGCCGGGAAGAGAGUCACGAGGAAAGGAGCUGAUAAGAGGAGCCCGGGACCAUACGGGGACAGAAGACGGACACGGCGAAGCCGGGUGAGCUUGCGCGAUCAAGACGAGCUCGCGUGUGCUGUCUGGGUGGCCGACGCACGAGUGAAUAGAAUAGCUCGCAUCGCGGCAUUGCGCUUUGAACGAAUGAUACAUACCUUUUUUUGUUGUUCCGACGCGGAACACGGCGGAGCUUUGAAAAAGCACGCCGGAAAGCUGCGAACGCUCUUCUUUCGUUGAUACUGUUCGGUGUUUACUCGUAAGCGUUUUUUCUGCCCUUCCAUUCGCUGUAAACAGCUACGUCCAUUCGUGUCCACGCGAGUUCGAACUACGCGGGAAAGCGAGAGCGAGAUAUGAGCGGAUAAUACUCGCAAGCUUCGUAGCAAUAGACGAAACAUUCUCGUCGUCAGCCAGCUGGCAUUCACGUACGAGCGACGCUCUGAGGGAAGCUCGCGUGUCUCGAUACAUAGUGUCUUAAAUAACAUCUCGCGGAAAGCUCAACGCGCGCGCGAGAGGCGAAUUUCGGGCAGCAGGUGUCGUACUGUCAAACAUCACGAUCAAUGACACAAAAGGCCACACGCGAAUGCGUGGACGGGCCUCUCGCAAUUCUAAACUCAUUGUCUCGAGUUUCGCGUGAUCGUUUUCCUUUGAGCCUUUGAAACAAGGUGUUGCCGUCGAGAGAGAACGGACGUUUCGCCACAUGUUACACGAGCUCGUGAAGCUCAUCCCGUCUCGGUAAGAGCGUGUGUGGGCAAGCCAUGUCGUCAGUAGCCGCCUCUUCGAGGAGUGCACUGCUCGUAUCCACAUAGGGACCCGAAGCAAUAUCCCGCAAGCUCGAGGAUGUAGUGUCCUGGUAGACGCAUGCUGGCGGGGACUAAAGCUCAGGUUCUCGCGGCGAAAUUGCACGGCGGCCAAACGAGUCGAAACAGGUGGAAGAUCUUCGGCACGAUACCCUGAAGAGCACCGCGAAGAGCUACCGCGGGGCGGCUAUCGAUGAUGGUGGAAGGCACGUUGCCAAAACGAGAUUGGUUGGCCCGGCGCGUGUCUCCGCUCGGUUCGAGCUUCAUUGCGUGCCGGUCGUCACUUCGUUAAGCUCGACAUUUCUUCGUGAUUGCCAUAGAGAGGUAGGCGUAGAUAGAGAGAAAUAGAGAGAGAGAGAGAGAGAGAGAGAGAGAAGAAGAGAGAAAUUAUCGAGUAAUGACAGGCGUGAAAUGACGAACCCCAGAACCGUGACUGAUCUUAAGUUGUCGGCACUGAUGUCGUCGUCCUCAUCGUCGUCGUUGUCGUGGCGACGUUGGAGAGGCAAGCAUUGCUUGGUCAGUUAAUACUUUUCUUUCACGCUGUGACCCGCGACCUCGCGACGACGAAUGCGGCGAGGUGCGACGGGUCCUGGUAACAAAGACUGUUUCAACACCUGAAUCUUUAAGAACAGAAGCGACGACAAGAGGCUCCGAGGGAAACCGUAUUUGUUUCCGGGAGGGGAAGCUUCGUCGGAGAGAUUGAGUGCUACGCAAGCAGCAGUAGCAGCCGUGGCGAAUAGGUAAAUAAAUAGAUUCGUAGAUAAAUAAGCGAGCAAAUUAGAUGGAAGUAGCGCGAGAGAAACGUGUGUAGAGCAAGUAGACCCGAAUGUGAAAGCUGAGGUCGGAGAUAGAGAAGUCGUUAGAAGCUGAAGAGAAAUCGAAUUAAAAAUAGAGAUUAGCAACGCGAUCAUUUUUUAAGAGCGAUCUAGUCUAAUAGUUGCGCUACUGAUCGGACUUGAAGAAGCAUGAACCAAACGAGGGUCGGUUUGAGCUGACCUAAGAAUAACUGAGACAAGAAGCGGCUUGUCCAAACGAGAUCCAGAAAGUGGAUCAUUCGUCAAAGAAAAAAGAGAGAGAGAGAGAGAGAAGGGGAAAGAAGUCUUCAAGUUCAAAGGUCUUAUUGGAUCUGAUUGUAGAAGAUAUCUUUGGAAAGCUGCCAGUCAAGAGUACAAGAAUCGCUUCUGGUUUGUUGGGGAAAAAGAUAUUUAGAUAUCGGCAAACAAGAUAUCAACCAACACUCGAGCGGCACGAAGCGCCGUGGACUUCAAAAGACUCCGUAAAUAUGUCGGGAUCAUCGUGAACCCGAGGAUAUACUUCGCACAGUCCAGGAGACCUCGUUUCUCGCCGCAGCGGGACCGAUUGUCGUGGACGAUCGGCGCGCGCGCGAGUCGGAUUGUCGAUGUUGGACUCAUCGUAGAGUCGUCACUCUGAGAGAAGAAAGAGAGAGAGAGAAGAAGAGAUAGGCCGGCACUAGACGUGUCGAUAGUGAGCUCGGCGAGGCGGAAGUAGAGCGUGCCGCCAACGACGUUUUCGGGCUCGGUCGACGCUCUGGCUCUCCUGCACUCCCUGAAGGAAGAUUCCACCUUCAAGCAUGGCCUCGGUGGCAGCGUGGCUGCCGUUCGCCCGCGCGGCGGCGAUCGGCUGGGUGCCGAUCGCCGCACACCCACUGCCACCGCCGCCGAUCCCGAAGGACCGGCGCAAGGCCGACGACGAGAAGUUGCUGAUCAACGUGAGCGGCCGUCGGUUCGAAACAUGGCGCAAUACCCUGGAAAAGUACCCGGACACGUUGCUCGGCUCCAACGAGCGCGAAUUCUUCUACGACGAGGAGAGCAAGGAGUACUUCUUUGACCGGGACCCGGACAUCUUCCGGCACAUUCUCAAUUACUAUAGGACCGGCAAGCUGCAUUAUCCGAAGCACGAGUGCCUGACGAGCUACGACGAGGAACUGGCGUUCUUCGGUAUCUUGCCGGACGUGAUCGGCGACUGCUGCUACGAGGACUACCGGGAUCGCAAGCGUGAGAACGCCGAGCGGCUGAUGGAUGACAAACUGAGCGAGAACGGCGACCAGACCCUCCAGCAGCUGCUCGACAUACGGCAAAAGAUGUGGCGGGCUUUCCAGAAUCCGCACAUCUCCACUGCCGCGUUGGUAUUCUACUACGUAACUGGCUUCUUCAUCGCCGUGAGCGUGCUGGCGAACGUGGUGGAGACUGUGCCGUGCGGUAACCGUCCGGGACGCGCCGGCACCCUCUCGUGCGGCGAGCGCUACAAGAUCGUGUUCUUCUGCCUCGACACUGCGUGCGUGAUGAUAUUCACCGCCGAGUACCUGCUGAGGCUGUUCGCCGCGCCUAGCCGGUGCAAGUUCGCGCGCUCCGUGAUGUCGAUUAUCGACGUGGUCGCGAUACUGCCGUACUACAUCGGGCUUGGGAUCACCGACAACGACGACGUGUCGGGUGCGUUCGUGACGCUGCGCGUGUUCCGCGUGUUCCGCAUCUUCAAGUUCUCGCGGCACUCGCAGGGACUGCGGAUCCUGGGCUACACCCUCAAGUCCUGCGCCUCCGAGCUGGGUUUCCUCGUGUUCUCGCUCGCGAUGGCCAUCAUCAUCUUCGCCACCGUCAUGUUCUACGCGGAGAAGAACGUCGACGGCACCAACUUCACCUCGAUACCUGCCGCCUUCUGGUACACCAUCGUCACGAUGACUACGCUGGGCUACGGUGACAUGGUUCCGAAAACGAUCGCGGGAAAAAUCGUGGGGGGUGUAUGCUCCUUGAGCGGUGUCCUAGUGAUCGCUUUACCGGUACCUGUUAUCGUCAGUAAUUUCAGCAGAAUAUAUCAUCAAAACCAACGUGCCGACAAGCGGAAGGCGCAGAGGAAAGCCAGAUUGGCGCGUAUCAGGAUCGCGAAGGCGUCGAGCGGCGCCGCCUUCGUGAGCAAAAAGAAGGCAGCGGAGGCGCGUUUGGCCGCUCAGCAGAGCGGACUGCAGCUGGAGGACUACAAGGAGGAGGAUAUCUUCGAGCUGCAGCAUCAUCACCUACUUCGCUGCUUGGAGAAAACUACGGAUCGCGAAUUCGUGGAGAUGGAAGUGCCGUACAACGGCGCCCCAAAGAGGCCGGGCUCGCCGUCACCCCUGACCUCCCCCGCGCACAGCACUGCCUCCAGGGGCGGCCUGCUGCACUCCUGCUGCGGGCGCUGCUACCCCCAACGUUACCAGGUAUGCGGCUGCCGUGCCUCAUGAAGGCGUACGAAAGGUAAUAGCUCGCGUCGCGGGAGGCUCGCGCAUUAAUAUUUAUCGCUUCCCGCUUCCGUUUCGCGCGCGUUGUCUCUCGCAAAAGUCAUCACGGCUCUCUCGCGCCAACGUCGCGGCGAUGACGUCGCGUCGGAUUAACCGGCGCAUUAUGCACGCUAUAAUGUAACACGAGUUGCUUUUAUGAAUAAUGCAUAGCCGAAGGAACAGCGGGAGCCUGUAGUGGAGCACCCACUUCAGAUCAGCCAGGCAAGACAAAAUUGAAUCUUAAGUAUACGUUCUAAAAAGCUCCGUCGAUCCACUACUCGUCGUCGACCCAGUAACGAGCACACCGCCUCUUUUUUGAUCUCCGUAGUCCUCGGCAGACUCUAUUACUAUUAAUUGUUAACCAUUAUAUACGAAAGGUUACGCUCGAUCGAGUGCUUUCUCGACUCGGUGCGGCGCGUUUCGAUCACAAAACAGCGAUCUGAUGAUCCGCGGAUUUACGAGUCGCGAUGUGGCAUUCACGGAACGACGACCGAUUGCUUUCCGCGAGAAUACGAAUAACCGUACGAGGAGAUGCGAACGGAAUCGGGAUAUUCCAAAUUGAAUUGCUCAUUAUCCGCGCAGUCUCGCUUCGACAUUAUUUUCCUAACAUAUUUAUGCGAGCAUUCGUUGUCCCGUCGUGUCAACAAAUGAUUUUGCAGUCACGGCUCGUACACACACACACACACACGCGUAUCGAGAGAUCAAUUAAUUUAAGUGCCAUCCAAUUAUAACGAUGCUCCGUUGAAAUUGUCGUUGGAAUGACGGAGAACGCUGUUAAAUCCGCUCAGUCGGAAAUACUCGCUCGAGCGUACCGAAUUUCUUCCCCCCAGCUACGUACCAAUUACGUGUUCACCUAAUUUAUGUGCGACAUAUGUAAAGCGCGUAAUGUACAUUUGCGCCGUGGAUUCGCUCACUUUGUCACGCCAGACCGUGCAUACUCUUGCGCCCCCUGUAUAUACUGUUAUAUUGUAUAUCGAGUAUCUUCCUGGUCGUGUAAUUGCAUGUCCAGUUGCAGAAUUAUUAUUACUUGCCAUCAACGUUCAACAGCCGUGUUUACAUUCUCGAGCCGUUACUACUACAUUUCUGUUCUCCCUCUUCACCAUUUUUACCUCAAAUAUACUCCAGCUGCACGGAGAAAAUAUGUCACCACAGGGAAAUUCCAACAAAAUUCUUCUAAUCUCAGACCAUACAGAAUUAUGACCGACGUUAUAUUUGUUUAAAAAUAUCACGCGCGUUUGAGUUUUUACUAAAAAACUAUUGGGUAAAAAUCGACAAGGGAGGAUCCAGUGACCUUAACUUUGACAUAUGUUGUCAAUGUCAUUCUCUUGAAUAACCUCCAAAAGUCAGUCAGUUACUUCAGUUGUCGAUCAUUGUGAAAGUUGCUAACAAAGUAGGUUUCAUAUAUUAGAAUAUACUUUGCCGACAUUGCGUAUACGUUACGAACUUCUAUGCGUAUGCAUAUGUGACAGUAUCCAUAUAAUAUUUACACACAUAUACCUAUGUAACAGUACACGUGAAUGUUCCUCUCCACCCUCUACCUGUCAAAUUAAAUUAACCUAAUCUUUGUACAUGUUAGGUUAGGUAUAAACAUGUAUAGGCUGAGCUUGGUUUGAUUAGUUACUUUACUUCAGGAUGGGAGUGAGCAUGUGGGCGUACUACCAUACAGUUAUAUGUAUCUUAAUGCAUAUGGCGCUACUCAUGUGUCAUGUGUGUAUAUAGAUUUAUAAUGUAUACAGUAUCGAAAAAAUACGUUCUAUUUGCGCAACUUAUUUUGUUAAUUCCCUGAUAAACAAUGAGCGACGGUCGAAAUCUUUCGAGGGUCACUCAGGAGAACGACCUUGACAGCUUAUGUCAGGUCGAGGUCAUUGGUGCUUCUUGAUUUCCAUCAACUUCUUUCAUUAACUAAAUUUUGACAAACAAUGGGCGACGGCUGAAACCUUUUGAAGAUUACUCAGGAAAGAGUGGUAAUACAUGUCAAAGUCGUUAGGUCUUCUUUCGUCGAUUUUUACCAUUUAUACUUCAGUAUAAAGUCCAGCUUUUUUCAAGAGACACUGUAGGAAGAAGAAAUGCAAUUUUGCCCCGUAACUUUUACUACGGUAUUCUCUUCGUGCACUCGAGGAUAUUUUAAGCGCAUAACGGGCGUGACGGGCCGAUUAUACAGGUCGUCGCGCUGUCGCAGCGAUAGGAUCGUGAUAGGAUCUGCGUCGCGAACGCGAAGCGCGCGAUUUGCCGCCUGAUUCCCGCUCAUGUACGAUGCAAUGAGCGUUUUUACGCUUGGUUUUAGGAUUCCCGAAACUCACGAUUACGCUCGAAAACUCGCGCGUGAUCGCUCGCUAUCGCGUUUUGAUCUCUCGCGCGUGUGCCGCAGUGUCAGGAAUCUCGAGUUUCGCCGUACUUUCGUCAUCUACACCUUCGCCCACGGCCUCUAUUAUUUAACGAACGUCGUUCUGUCACGCCUAUAGACUCCCUCGACUUGCCACGUGCAAGGAUCGACCGCUCUCCCGCCACACACACUCGCACGUUUCGCGUGACGUCCUGUAUAAUCGGCUGUGCAUAACUGUACACGUGCAUACAUAGCCGUAUCAUAGCCGUGUCACAGCUCCUUUCCGCGGUCUUCUUCCGUCGCGGUGAGCAAGAUUAAUUACGUAUUACUCGUUAUCCUCGUCGAGCGCCGCGUCGAUUACAGCCGGCCGGUUGAUUAAUCGACCUGACAACCGAGCGCUUCCCGCUUCGUUAAUAACUUUCGCGGAUUCUUCACGUUGCCUGGAGCUACGAUUUUCGCCUGACCAUCCGUCGGCUUUCGCAUUGAUUAAUUGGCGUCCAACAGGUACGACGACGACGGCCGAUCGACUGUCGCGCCGUAUAUUCCCCCCGCUUGCAGCGUGCUCUCUCGAUCGAUCGUCGCGGAAAAAGAGCCGGACGCGAAUUUUCAACGCGCUCGAUCGUCAUCGUCGCGGAAACGGCAACGCCGGAAUUCGCGAGAACACGAACGGCCUAUGUUGUUUUUGUCCUUUUUUUACAUGGUCGGCAGCAGUAGAAUUUGAAUAACACACGCCGCACAACCGUGUUGCAUCUCUUUUUACAGUCAUUUUUUGAGCCAGCUUUUCAUACACAGCGCGAUGAUUUGGUUCCCGUCGUGUAAACUCUCGUGGUUUGCGCUCACCCGGAAUAUUCACGUACAGUGAUUGAGUUGCAACGGUACACAUAUGCCACGCACACUCCAUUCGAACACAAAAGAAAGGAACGUAUAUUUUUUCAUGUGAAACGCGAAGUGCUUUGAGAAUGGUUGCAACUUGGGCUGUGCGAAUUGGUAUCCGGUUUCUGGAAUCGGUAUAAGUAAUCGGAAUAACCGACCUUGAAAUUGAUGCGUGAAUCUGUUGAAAAAUUUAUUUGGAUCGCGUGAAAUAAUACUUGAUUCAUUUGUGUAGUUAUACCUUAUAUUAUAUGACUAUCAUAUAUAUAACUAUAACAUAAGAAAAUAUAUACAUACGUGGUCUUACACCAACUUAAAUAUCAUAAUGGUUAAAUAUCAUAGGUAGUAGGAGUGAAACUGAGACGAAAACUCCUUUGCUAUUUUUGAACACAAAGAAUAGUUAAUGAGUUAUUAAUUAAAGAAGAUUAGCGAAUGAUCGCGCGUGAUACUGCGAGUGGCGUGCUGUAGAGGCGGGGCCUGGCCCGCGCUAAUCAGCGCUCCACGCGCGCCACUCCCAACCUAUCACCGCUCGACGCUCGCCUAGCGCAACGUUACUCGAACACACAGUAGUAUCUCACGCGAUCAUUCGUUAAUCUUCUUUAAUUAAUAACUACCAAUUUCACAUGGUUUGUUCGCAAAAUGGUAGAGGAAUUUCUUGUUCAGUUUUAUCUGAUCUACACGUACACGAAGUGAACGCAUGUUAUCGUCAGGCUCUCUGUAUAAUUGUAACAAAUGAGUACCUUUGGCGUGACCCAAAUGGCUAUUUGGACCGAUUCAUCGAUUUCACAGUCGAUUAUUUCGGAUGUAACGAUUACUUGUACAGUAGGUCAGUUUAGACACAAUGAACUUCAGAGUGUAGCUAAUGGUCCAAUAAGAGAACGAAUUAUUGAAAAAUCAGUACUCUCAUCGAACCAUCGAACCAACGCUCCGAAGUUUAUUGUGUUUAAACCGCUUUGCGACCCACUGGACCGAUUUCAAAACCGAGUGCCAUUUCGCGCAGUUCCUAGCUGUAACGCACCGUGAUCGUGCCUCUCGAAAGCGAUCGACUUGUUGAGACUGACUCGAAUAUUUCGUUUGGACGGAGCGCACGGCACAGUUCACGUGUACAUAUGUUUCUAACAUAAUGUGUUUGUAUAUUCUGUGUAUCAUGAACAUGUCGACAUGUUGUGAAACGUCCCUGUAGAAAGUGUCCCCUCCUGUGCAAGGUAAGAAUCAAUAAUGUACAGAUCGUCUCUCUUUAAUCCCCGACUUCGUUCUGUCUGAUAAUGAACGUCUUAUAUUCUCGUCAGUGGCAGCGCACACAGGGUAUACUUAUAUUGUAUUGCUCAUAACAACACGCACACACUUAUCACCAGAGCACCUUGUAUAAAUGUAUAUAUUGAUCUAUGUGUACGUUGAUUAUUAUUGAUCGAUCUCUCUCUCUCUCUCUCUCUCUCUCUCUCUCUCUCUCUCUCUCAGAUUUUCACAGACAAUGCUCGAAUAUGAGAGAGCAGUUGUGCGUCCGGAGCAACACGAUGUCGCGAGCGCGAUGACUCUUCUCACGGCUGUGGGACAGCCGUUGCUGCGGCGAGCAAUUCGGCGGGGAAUGAUUGCGCCGAGAAUUGCGUCGUCCGCGGAGCGCUCAUUAGCUUUCCGCUUUCCCCAUCGGCGGAAAACGCGCGAUUCGCUCGAACGCGAUUGUUUGACUAGUUGGAGGGACGAAGGAGAGGGGAGGGGACGACGAGGGGAAGCUCGCGAUGUGUGACGGCAUCGACGUUUGCGAGUUAAUUCGUCUUCGUCGAUGUGAUGCGCGCGACAUGUGCGUCACCUCGUCAAUUUGCAGGCUUUCCCGAGGUUAUUGGAUCAGUUGAAACGCCAUGGAGCUCAUCGACACGACCGGCGGUAUGAUAUUCCUCGAAAAUCACCGAAAUCGAAUUUUAUUUGACGCGCGCGUGUCGAACGGAGUAGAUCGGCGGGGUCGCGCGUGGGAAUUAAGGGAUUAUAUUGCCUUCUUCCGCGAAAGAAUUUGUAGUCGCAUGUGCGAUAACGUGCGUCGAAGUCGUGUAUAACAUGCUGCAAUAACGGUGACUCACGUUAAUGGUAAAAUAGUGGUCGCGUAUCGGAAAACGAAAGGGUUGAAACUGACGAAAGAGAAUGCAUUCUACGAAUACAUUCUGCAUUCUCACUCCUGCAUCCUUGGUUAGAGGAACCGCACGAGAAAUCUUGCUCCUGUGGGAUACGUGAGCUUCCGACGAUACAUCUGCAAUCGUUCGCUGCCAAUUAGGGGGUGAUAAUAUCAAUGCGUAAUGGGAAGAAAGGUUUUGGUAAUAACAUUUCCGAACUUUCGGAAAAUAUUUCGGCUAAAAAUUCAAAAACGAUUGUGUAUGUUAACACACAGGAAGCCGAGGAGCAAUCGCAAAUAAACACCGUCGCGCAAUGACAUUCGGAUAAAAAUUUACACCCUGUCUCUGUGUAAAUAAUUGGAUAACAGUUAAAUUUUUAAUGUGUUUCGCGUAAAGCCGAUAGCGACAUAUCUUGCAAAUCACAGUUCAACGUAUUACUUCCAGUACUCCCUUCGUGGCUGAAUAGGAAAGAAAGAAAAGAGAAGAGAAUUCCGUGUGUGAAAGGCUCGCGGUGCAGCGAGUAGCGAUUAGGGAACGUAGUUUCGUAGAAAGGAACGAUGAUAGAUCUCUCUAUUGAAGCUUUACUUGCAACAGCCACACUUACUUACCAUCACACAGCAUAUGCACAUACACACACGGACAUACAGACAUACACAAACACACGUGCACACGUCCAUAGACCGAUAGAUCGCGGUAGUAGAAGAAACUCUUUAGGGGGAGGCCAGUAGAAAAGCAUUAGCGUAGGCGUGCCUAGCGUGCAACAAUGUAGUGUGUGCUUGUGGUUGUGGAUUUCAGCAGGCGUACAGUCAGUACAUCCCGGCUACAAGAGCCCAAGUGUCCGGGGCCCAGGGUGGGCAGACGGGGGUCGCCAUGGACGGCACUUACCUCGUCGAGGCCUCCUUCUGAACAGGCCCCUCGCGCACUGCACAUUGACUCUAAAAACGAACCGGACCGAGAUUGCCAAGAGAGAGAAAGGCACAAAAGAAACAGAGUGAAACCGACUGAAACUGAAUCGCGUUGUGUCGCGCGAGAAAUCAUUAGAAUCAUUAGAAAUCGCGGACGCGCCGGCGGAGGGAAGGAUGAAUAAGUAAAUAGACAAACACGAACGGACACACGCGCUAGAGAGAUCCGAAGCUUUGCGAACACACGAGGGCCAAGACACGCUCGUCUGUCGACGUAAAGCGGAUGUAAUCUAGAGUAACCGAAGUGAAGGUAAAACACAUAUGUGUGCUUAUAUAUAAGUACGUGUGCACGUGUCCUUCGGAGAGAACGGGAGAGAGAGAGAGAGAGAGAGAAAGAGAGAGAGAAAAAACAGUGGCCAAUAUGUGCGAGUAAGAGAGAGAGAGAGAGUGAGAGAGUGAGAGUACGAGAGUAAAGAGUAUAUAUAUUUAUAUAUAUAGUGAAAAAAAAUAUAUAUAUAUAUAAUUUGUACAUAUGUAUCGACUGGCCGACCGUUUGCGCCCUAAGAAAACCACCAAAAAAAAAAAAAAACCCACAAACAACACAAGCAAAGACACACACAGUUGCGCGAAAUCCACAAAGUCAAUCAAUCAAAUUCUUCUAUUUCAUCAUUUCCGUGCUACCUCCGACCCCCGACGACGACGUCAACGACGACCAUGACGCUGCCGAUUGGACCCAUCAUCGCCACUACCAUCACCACCACCACCACCGCCGCCGACGACGACCCGACGAUACUUCGGCGCCGCCACCAUCGCCGUCGCCGUCGCCGUGUCGCCGUCAUCGUCAUCCCUACCUCCCUUCUUCGUCAUCGCCUUCGUCGGAAUGCGAUGGACAACAACGGCGACGAUGUUGACAACUCGAACGACGAGUGCGAAAACAAAACGAAAAAAAAAAAAACAAAAACAAAAAAAACAUCAACCAAUACGAAAACCACACGUAUGCACUUGCGGCGACGAAUAACACAACCGUCGCUUUAACACCGGCCCUGAUCGAUUGAUCGAUCGCGAACGCUCGAUCUCGCAAAUCACGUAGAGCCUGUCCUAUCAACUAACUUCGAACGAGAGCAAGGACAGAGUGGUGCUCAUAUACGGCGACCGUAUACAGGUGCGGAAAAAGGUAAAGAAACUGUGUUGUGCUCGACAGACUGAAAUUGUGAAAACGAUGGUGAUGAUGAUAA
Molecule: messenger RNA, 12061 nt
Organism: Odontomachus brunneus
Lineage: Eukaryota; Metazoa; Arthropoda; Insecta; Hymenoptera; Formicidae
Gene: Shal
Product: potassium voltage-gated channel protein Shal
Exons: 5
Coding region: 2953-4593 (546 amino acids)
Biological process (GO): potassium ion transmembrane transport; protein homooligomerization
Cellular component (GO): voltage-gated potassium channel complex; membrane
Molecular function (GO): A-type (transient outward) potassium channel activity; protein binding
Source: RefSeq, a predicted model, not a curated record